This is a messenger RNA of Penicillium cinerascens, 3519 nucleotides long. RefSeq lists its product as uncharacterized. NCBI's taxonomy places the organism in Eukaryota, Fungi, Ascomycota, Eurotiomycetes, Eurotiales, Aspergillaceae. Bases 1 to 3519 code for a protein of 1172 amino acids. The transcript has 3 exons. Gene Ontology annotation, cellular component: catalytic step 2 spliceosome. Gene Ontology annotation, biological process: regulatory ncRNA-mediated post-transcriptional gene silencing; negative regulation of RNA catabolic process. The record is from RefSeq and is a predicted model, not a curated record.
AUGCCUGCGCACGCGAUAAGAGCAGCAACGGACCGCGACGAUGGACUCGUCGAGUUCGCAGGCGAGACAAACAGUCCAUCCCGCGGUUCUCUAGCUUUAAACCUCCCCCGCCAGCUCCGGAGGCUGAUCGACCGACUGAUUGCCGUCACGAAAUAUCUCUACGAGACGACCGUGAUUGCCGCCGGUCACAGCCUAGUCAAAGUGACCGUCGAUCUCGCUCGCCACGGGGCUCUAAGCACAAUGACCGACAUCGAUCCUCGGACCGCUAUUCACACACAAAGCGAAGGCGUCGCAGUGACUCUCGAGAUCGGCGCAGAUCUAAAGAACGGCAACAAUCGCGCGACUACCUAUGACACUGGUGAACCUGACCUCUUCAUUAUCGACCGGAGAGGCGAUCGGCACAAUAUCACCUAUGGCGCCACACACCGGUAUGCCGUCCCCGCGUUUCGCCGGGCUGGUAGUGGACGAGUUAUUGGCAUAAACACGACAUAUAUGAUCGAUCGUGAACACCGAGACACCGACAGUUUGAUUUUGCGGAGCAGGGAGCAGGGACUCGCAGACGGGGCUAGAGUCAAAUCAACCAGGCUUAUGUCCAAAAGUUCCGCCCAGCCGACGCGGCUGUUUCGCUUACGACAGGAUAACACUGGCAAUGCGGCUCUUGAGCAUAUGCAAGACUUCAUAGAAUUCGAUUCUGCAUCGAAAACCAAUUUUAACGACAAUAAUGACUCUGGCGACGAGCGUCACGCUUACCGAUCGAUACAUGGAAAGGCAAAGGACGAAGAUGUCAUUCCGGGGGAGUUGGAAGCACUGCCUGAUCCCAAGUCUCUGGAACAAGAUAUAAUCGACAUUGAUGCGGACAGAAAGGCUCGCAAUGCCGAGCUAGCGCGCGCCAUAGAUUCCAAUCCUACGGACGUUGCAUCAUGGCUCAAACUGAUUGACCACCAGGAUAUGCUGAUCCUUGGUACGCGCGACGAGUCUCAUUCGUUUACCUAUGCCGAUCGACAAAGUUUAGCGGAAGUCAAGCUAUCUCUUUAUGAGAAGGCUCUCAAGAAGGUCGGGGAAAGUCAUCACAAGGAUCGUCUUCUCCUGGGCCGAUUGUACGAAGGUGCAAAAUCCUGGGAUGCCGACAAGCUUUUGGGUCAGUGGAAGGACACGCUGAAAAAGAACUCAGCGUUUAUCAGUCUGUGGGUCAAAUACCUCGAUUUUCGCCAGACGGAUUUCCGUGACUUUGCUUUCGAACAAUGCAUGUCAGUCUUUCUUGAGUGUCUGAGCCUCAAUGCAUCUAGCGCAGCAAGUCCCCACAAAAUCCAGGUUCAAUGUUACUUGUUUCUCCGGUUGACCCUUUUUGUUCGCGAAGCUGGCUAUGUUGAACUCGCCGUCGGUCUCUGGCAGGGUGUGUUGGAGUUUACCUGCUUCAUGCCGUCUUCUUUUGCUGAAAGUAACGACAAAGAAGGCGCUCUCUCCUCCUUCGCGCAGUUUUGGGAGUCAGAAGUGGCCAGAAUCGGAGAAGUCGGCGCGGUAGGCUGGCGAAACGCCGCAAGCUCCGAUGUUGUCCCAACAACCCAUGCAUACAAGACGAGAGUUGAAUCCACGGACCUUUUGACCUCCUGGGCUGCAGCCGAGAGGGAACGGGCAGUAGACUGUCAAAUGCCAUCGCGGAGUAUAGAUGAGUUCAAAACCGGCAUGGACGACCCAUAUACGGUAGUCCUCUUCUCGGAUUUGCAGAAUGUUCUGCCAUUCUUCUGGGGAUUGAACAACUUGGAUGAACUCAUUGACAGCUUCGUAUAUUUCUGUCAUUUGCCACAUUUGACCGUAACUCAGAAUGCCCCGACGACCCGGUUAUGGAGUGGAGACAAUUUCGUUCGAAAUGAAUUCGUGGACAAUACUCAAAAUAACCUGUCUCUCUGGAUCUCCUCGCAGUCGGAUAAUCCACAAUCUUCCAAGUCUCCUUUCUGCUUUCCGGUCCCCAACUUUAUCCAUACCACGGAUAUCAUGUUUGCAACACCAAAGAAGUGGUUUUCAUCAUUCCAGGCAUGGACGGAUGACAUAUCGAGCGAAUCAUCGAUCAUCAAUCAUGGCUGGGUGCGGCAGACCCUGCGCUCGUUGGCGGAACUAUACACGGCCGAUAGCGAAUUGGCUGAAUACGCCUUGGCAGUUGAUUUUGCCUGCGAUCGGGAAGCAGCCAAGAAAUUUGCAAAGCGGUUGUUGAGGACAAGAUCUUCGAACUUGAGACUCUACAACUGCUUUGCUCUGAUGCAGUCCCGUACUGGGGCCCAGUCGACUGCAGAUCAUGUAUGGUCCACUGCCCUGUCGAUGAGCAAAGAUUUCGAAGAUUAUGACAAAAUCGACUGCGGCCUUCUUUGGAACUCCUGGACGUGGGAAUUCCUUCAGUGCGAGGAUUUUGGACGAGCCUCAUAUGUCCUGCAUGCAAUGUUAUCACAAAAGAUUGAUCUCGCUCCGUUUUCGACGGCUCCUGAUCCCGUCCAGUUCAAUGCCACCAGCAAACUGCGCGUCCAAAAAAUAUUGCGCGAAUCCCAAGAGAAGGCUCUUGCCUACAGGAAACUUCAAGUCUAUGCUUCGUACACAGACUGUCUCGCCUUACUUCUUUAUAUCGUGGAAGGCUCUUUCGAGGCCUCCCUUGGUGUCUAUGCAUCAGCAGUCUUGAAACUUAGGGACCUACCUGUGCAGGAGGAGAGCACGAAAGCUUUUACCGCAGAGUUGAUACAUCAAUCCCGAGCAAGACUUAUUUAUUUCCAUGUUGAACGGCAAGGAAAGUUCAAGCCGGUCCAGAUCCACAACCUUCUCACAGAGAGCAUAUCACUCUUCCCUCAUAACACUCUCUUCCUCUCACUCUUUAUGUGGAAUGAAGCUCGCUUUCCAAUUUUCGAUCGGAUCCGGGACAUUCGUGCUCUCACCAAAAGUACAGACCCAGACAGUCGGUAUCGACUGGAUGGUGACUUCGGCCUACGGGGCAUCGCUUCUCAGAGUACACCGAUUUCCACUCAUCUCUUUUCCAUUUAUAAUGAACUUUGCCGUCCAGUAUUCACUGGCGGCACUGCCCACUCCACUCGAGCCGCGUUCGAGAAAGCAAUUGGCGAGCAUUCAGCCUUAGCUUCAAUAAAACCGGGUGACAAGGAUACGCACCACAGCUUCGACGUCGACAGUGCACGAUCAAAUAUUACUAUCUGGAAGCUUUACAUCCUCUUUGAGCUCCAUCAAACUCGGGACAUCAAUUCUGCGAAAGCCGUGUUUUAUCGAGCCAUCCGUGCCUGCCCCUGGUCCAAAGAGCUUCUCAUGCUCGCCUUCGAGCAACUUCGAGAUGACCUGGUCCAACGUGAUCCCAAAUUCCGCGACAGGAAGCGGUCGAAGCACACCGGCUUUGAAUUUGAUGAUCUCUGUCAGAUAUAUAAUGUUUUCAUUGAGAAGCAACUGCGGAUCCAUGUGAACAUUCAAAACGAUAUUCUUGAUGUUCUCGCUCAGCGACGUGGCGCUGCGGAAGUACCCGAAGAUUCUCCAUGA